AGAAACGUAAUUUUCUUUUGCAAAUAAUUAUCAAUUUAGAAUUGAAUGGCAGCAACACGUUGCAAAACAGUUGGCACAGGGGCAUUUUUACUGCUGUGUUACAUGGCCUUUCCUUGUAACAACACUCAGUAAAGGUUUGGGAACUGAGGAGAGCAAUUCUUGAAGUGUUUCGGGGGGAAUUCUUUCCCAUUCUUGCUUGAUGUACACCUUCAGUUGCUCCACAGUCCGGGGUCUCCGUUGUCGUAUUUUAGGCUUCAUAAUGCGCCACACAUUUUCAGUGGGGGACAGGUCUGGACUACAGGCAGGCCAGUCUAGUACCCGCCCUCUUUUACCACGAAGCCACGCUGUUGCAACGCGUGCAGAAUGUGGCUCGACAUUGUCUUGCUGAAAUAAGCAGGGGCGUCCAUGAAAAAGACGCUGCUUGGAUGGCAACAUAUGUUGCUCCAAAACCUGUAUGUACCUUCCAGCAUUAAUGGUGCCUUCACAGAUGUGUAAGUUAGCCACUAAUGCACCCCCGUACCGCCACAGAGGCUGGUGCCUCUAACAGUCUGGAUGGUUCUUUUCCUCUUUGGUCCGGAGGACACGACGACCACAUUCUCCAAAAACAAGUGGAAAUGUGGACUUUUCCACUUUGCAUCAGUCCAUUUUAGAUGAGCUCAGGCCCAGCAACGCCGGCGGCGCUUCUGGGUGUUGUUGAUAAACAGAGUUUGAACUUGCACGUACAGACGUAGCGAGGGACUGUAGUGACUGGCAGUGGUUCUCUGAAGUGCUCCUGAGCCCGUGUGGUGACGCCCUUGACACAGUGAUGCCGGUAUUUGAUGCCGCCCGAGGGACCGAAGGUCACAGGCAUCCAAUGUUGGUUGUCGGCCUUGCCGCUUCCGCGCAGUAAUUUCUCCAGAUUCUCUCAACCUUUUGAUGGUAUUAUGGACUGCUGAUGAUGAAAUCCCUAUAUUUCUUGCAAUAGCUCGUUGAGAAAUGGUGUUCGACAACUUGCUCAUGCAUUUGUUCACAAAGUGGUGACCCUGGCCCCGUCCUUGUUUGUGAAUGACUGAGCACUUCAGGGGAGUCAUGGCUCCCACCUGUUCCCAAUCACUCACCUGUUCACCUGUGGGAUGUUCCAAAGAAGUCUUUAAAGAGCAUUCCUCAACUUUCUAAGGCGUUUUUGCCACUUGUGCCAACUUUUUUGAAACACGUUGCAGGCAUCAAAUUCCAAAUGAGCUAAUAUUUGCAAAGUUUACCAGUUCAAACGUCUUGUCUUUGCAGUGAAUUCAAUUGGAUAUAAGUUGAAAGGGAUUUGCAAAUCAUUGUGUUCUGUUUUUAUUUAGGUCCCAACUCCACUGGUUUUGGGUUUUGUCAGUUAAGAACUCGUCAACAGAAAGAAAAGCUGGAAGCCUGUUUCUAAUCUGGACUCUAAAUAAAAUAACAACAGGUAUAAGAGAGGAAAACGCCUCACACAGCGCUGGAAUGUUUUUGUUCUGUUUGAACGUGUUUCUGGAGCAGAGUGGCUGCACAAUACCUGAAUGUGUCAGUAGAGGGCAGUGCAGACAGGCAGGGAGAACUGACCUGUGAUGUUGUGUUGACACCUUCAGUCCACUUCAGAAGCUCACGUGAGUGACCGACCGCUGUGACGUCACACUCCCUCACCUUCUACAGCCACCAGUGUUUUGUUGGCUUCACUGUUGAGAGCAUGCGCAGGUGCAGACGUGGAUCAGGUCAUGUGACUUGGAUUCAGCUGCGGAGCUGCUGCGUGUCAUAACUUCGUUCCAGUCCAAGUCAUGUGACCGAGUCCACACCUCUGCUGGUGGAACCAACAGGUCGGACCAGAUUCCUGCAGGGUCAUGUGACUCAGAGAUCAGAGCAUAAAUAUCUGGAGGAAACUGAAGCCAGUCAGUCGUCAGUGAAAUGGAGGCCAGAGCUGAAGUUCUCUCCUGUUCCAUCUGUCUGGAUCUACUGAAGGAUCCAGUCACUCUCAACUGUGGACACAGCUUCUGUCAGGUCUGUGUUGAAGGUUACUGGGACUCAGAAGGUGAGAGGAACAUCUGCCAGUGUCCUCAGUGCAGACGGACCUUCAGACGGAGGCCUGUCCUGCAGAAGAACGUCAUGUUAGCAAAGUUAGUGGAGGAGCUGAAGAAGACUGGACUCCAAGCUGCUGACCUCUGCUAUGCUGGACCUGAAGAUGUGGCCUGUGACUCCUGCACUGGGAGGAAGCUGAAAGCCCUCAAGUCCUGUCUGCUGUGUCUGACCUCUUACUGUGAGCAACACCUCCAGCCUCAUCUAGAAGCUCCGGCCUUCAGGAGACACAAGCUGGUCCAGCCGUCCAAGCAGCUCAAGGAGAUCAUCUGCCCUCAACACGAUGAGGAGAAGAAGAUGUUCUGUCGUACUGAUCAGCAGGUCAUCUGUCACCUCUGUGCUGUGGACCAACACAGAGACCACCACAUUGUCUUGGCCGCAGCAGAGAGAAGAGAGCGAGAGAAAGAGGUGGAUCAGAGUCGAGGAAGGAUCCAGCAGAGGAUCCAGGAGAGACAGGAAGAGCUGAAGCUGCUUCAGCAGGAGCAGAAGACCAUCAGAGACUCUGCUGAUAAAGCAGUGAAGGACAGUCAGGAGAGCCUCCAGCAGAUGAUCCAGAACCUGCAGAUAAGAAUGCUUGUUGUGGAGCAUCAGAUCAGAUCUCGGCAGGAGACUGAAGCCGCUGGAGUCCGAGGACUUCAGAAGCAGCUGGAGCAGGAGAUCGCUGAGCUGAAGAAGAAAGAUGCUGAGCUGCAGCAGCUGUCACUCACCGACAGUCACUUGGUCUUUCUCCAGAACUGGUCCUCACUCUCACAGGUCAGUGAAGACACGCCCUCCUCCAGGACCCACGUCCGUCCUCACUGCUGCUUUGAGGAAGUGUCAGCAGCCGUGUCAGCCAGCAGAGAGCGACUCCAGGACCUUCUGAGAGACACCUGCACCAACAUCUCACUCAUGCUCGUGCCACAGCCCAAGACCAGAGCUGAGUUCCUCAGGUUCUCACGGGACAUCACUCUGGAUCCAAACACUGCAGGCUCAUGGUUGUUGUUGUCUGAAGGAAACAGGAAAGUGAGAGACGUGGGGGAAAAACAGUCUCCUCCUCAUCAUCCAGACAGAUUCACUGAUCAUCCUCAGGCCCUGAGUAAAGAGCCUCUGACUGGACUAUGUUACUGGGAGGUGGAGAGGAGAAGAGGAGCCAUUCAUGUAGCAGUCUCAUACAAGAACAUCAGCAGAUCAGGAAGAGAAAGUUUAUAUGGAUAUAAUGACAAAUCUUGGUCUUUAUGGUGUGACGACUCUGGUUGUUCAUUCACACACAACAGCAUCAAAACUGAAGUCUCCACAGCUCCACCCUCCAGAGUGGGAGUGUACCUGGAUCACUCUGCAGGUCUUCUGUCCUUCUACAGCGUCUCUGGAACCAUGACCCUCCUCCACAGAGUCCACACCACCUUCACUCAGCCUCUACAUGCUGGAGUUUGUGUCUGGUCCUCGUCCUCCUCAUGUGAGAUCCAGAAGCUGAACGAAACCACAGUGUGAGUUGUGUCUCACAAACUCUUCCUGCUGGUUGUUGACUUCUUUCCUCUCCAGCAGUGUGUUUGUGUCCUUCUGUGUGUCAUUAUUGUUGGGCUCUAAACACUUGUGUCUCUGUGUGUAACAAUGAUCCGACUUUAUUCAUAUCAAUGUUCCCAAAGUUCUUUUACUGGCAAAACUGUGUGAACUUGGUUUUGAUGUCAGGUUUGUGUCUUGUGAGUUUCAGUCACUUUCUUUGCAGCCACCUGAUUUUUGUGUAUCAAUGUUGUGUGUUCCUGUUUCUAACACACCAACUCACCUUCUCUGUGUAUUUUAGUCAUGUGAUGUGUGUGUUUCUCAGUGGGUUUGGAUUCUGGACAAUUGAUCAUGUGACUCAAAUCACUGAAAUAAAGCUGAGGGUGAACAGUGGUGCUGGAGUGUGUUUUUCUUGUGGCUGCGACUCACCACCAGGGGUCGCCAGAGAAGCAACAGAAUACACGUGUCACCGUAAUUUGGGCAGAAAUGAGGAGAAAGUAGAAACAUCUGAGUGGAGUUGCAUUUUCAUGCCGCGUCAUCAGAACCAGUCGGCAGGUGAACAAAGCCCAAUCACUGAAGAAGAUCCCAAAGGACCUCAAGGGAGAUGGUUCCUGACCGCCCUGUUGUUCUCCUCAACAAUGGCUCAGUGUGAAGAACAUGGAGGUGCAUCAUCUGCCUCAAGUCCUCAGCCAUCAGGGGGAACAGUGCCAAAGGUCGUCAGAGGAAAGGAGGCGUUUGUGGUUGGUGAAGCUGAACCAGGAUCAUGGAGGCAAAAAUCCCACCUCUGAUAUUGUUGGGCUCAUUUCCUGUCUGGUGAGUGACAUGUUGGUGGCAGCGGUUCUUCUGCUGUGAUGAGGAUCAUCUUCAUUCAUAUCACGUCACACGUGUCAUGAUGGACCUGACUCUCCUCAGUCUGAGGAGCCUGCUGCGGUCGCUGAGCUCAGACGUGCUGCGUCUCUCCAUCGGAAGCAUGACACAGAUUUGGUCCCACCUGUUAGAGUGACAGGGCAGCCAGAGGUCAGCAGGAGAAACAGGAAGGUCACGCUCCCUGCUGAGACUGAAGGAUGGAGCUGCUGCAGCUGCUGAGCAGCCACGUGGCUGGUGCUCAGACCACAACAAAGGGCCUCCAUCCCAAACAGGACCAUGGUUGUCUUCAUCUGGUCAGCAUUUACUGUGAACCACAGAACAAAUGAACAUGGAAGCCACGCUGUGAAACGUCUCCCGACUCAGUCAUGUGACGGACGCUGACGUGGUCUUUGAUCUACAGUAUGAUUGAAAAAUGUUUAUGAAUCUCAGUUCAAAGUGAAAUGCUCCCGAUGACUGAAUGACAAACUCCACAGUGAAGUCACUCUCGACUCACAGCUCAUGUUUUCAUGCUCCUCUUUCACACUGAUACAUUUGCUUAGGUUCAAUACAGUGGCGAGCCGUUCACUUCAUGAGAAGUCAAUCCGCCUCUUCACGUGUCCGGUCGGAAUGUGCGGCGUGAGUUCGGCGAGCAACGGACGCCAGUCAUCAUCUGCUGUUUUGUUCUGAGUCUGUUUCCAUGUUUCCACUUCAUUUUAAGAUGUUUGAUCAGUGAGAGUUCAUCUUUCAAAAGAGAUCAUUUUUCUGACAGCGGCUCUGGUUUCAGACGUGGUGCACCGCUGCGCUAGUUAGCAUGUGGCAGAAACCCUCUUGUACACUCAUUUGCAAAGCGGCAGUUUGGUGUCAGACUGGAACAAGACGGCCUCAUCUUGCCAACAGUGGCACGAGACACACGUCUGUGCGCCGCGUCAUCAACAUAUUAAAGGUGAAAAACAUCCAUAUCUGAAGCGCCUGCUCUCACAAGGGCUGAGUCUGUGGCAGUGGCCUGAUUGGAAGAGGCCAACAAAGCCUUUCUCCACCUGGGUUAUUGAGCCUGUGCGGCUGUAGAUGCUGGAGAAACGCAGGGGCAGAGAGCAGCACAGUAAGCGCUGGAAUGUCUCUAAACAUCUGUGAUGUCAUUGCUCUGAAGCAUGUCUGCCCAUAAAAAUCCAUUGAUGUUGAAGCCACAGGGGUCAAAGUUGAGCCGCGGCUGGCUUGACUUUAGUCCCAGACGCGUCGGAGACGUUGACUCCAGGGCGCAGUCUUUCCCAUCUGAGCAACAUUCCUGACUUGGUUUUGCAGUUAGGAAUCAGGAAAAUACAGCGGAACCUCGGUUUUCAAACGUCCCACACGUCAAACAAAUCAGAAUUCGAAUAAAAAUGUAGAGAUUUUUUGGCUUCGGAUUUUGAAUGAAAAUCCAGAACUCGAACGCCCCCGAAAAAUGCAGAAAAAAACGUGGGCGGACCGAUCAUC
Messenger RNA from Synchiropus splendidus (mandarinfish), 5862 nucleotides. Its product is annotated as tripartite motif-containing protein 16-like. The record is from RefSeq and is a predicted model, not a curated record. NCBI's taxonomy places the organism in Eukaryota, Metazoa, Chordata, Actinopteri, Syngnathiformes, Callionymidae. The transcript has a single exon. Gene Ontology annotation, molecular function: protein binding; zinc ion binding. Bases 1903 to 3537 code for a protein of 544 amino acids.